CCCGAGGAAAGGUUGCGUUUUGAGCGUCCGUUAUAAUUACGUAAAGUUGAGUGACAGUGGUUUGUGUGUGUGCUUGAUAUGGGAAAGGAGUGAACAGACAAAAUGAAAGUGCGUGACGUCAUAUUAGUAUCGAUAUUGUGUAUCGGUCUGGCGGCCAUCUUGUUUGCGAUCGCUGCGUACUUGUACAUCAGGAGUAGGAGGAGGAAACGGGAGGAUGAUGAAGAGGGGACCAGCUGUGCAAUCAGGGCAGAUUCAUCAGCUACGGAUGGCGGUAGUAUGCGGGAAAAGGGGAUGAGUAGGCUCAAUGGGUUCCUGAACUUAAAGACACCUCUUAUAAGUACGAAAACAUUAGGGGCGCAACUCGAAACCACAUCGACAAGUUCACCACAAGCCAAAUCGCCAGCCGGCAGUAGCGCCGGGGCUGUCGCCAGUGCAUCCACUGCGCAGGGAGAACGUACACCAACAGUCCACAAUAAACAGCUCCAGAAUGUCAAGGGACAGGACCAUCCAACGCAUCCAUCUGUAGAAGAGAAUCGCUCUAUAUCCCUGGUGGACAUGUAUAUCGAUAACACGGAGCCCUCAGAGAAUGUGGGGCAGAUUCACUUCUCGCUGGAGUACGACUUUCAGAAUACAACCCUGAUUUUGAAGAUUAUACAGGGUAAGGAGCUCCCAGCCAAGGAUCUUAGCGGAACAUCCGAUCCCUACGUGCGUGUCACCCUUCUACCUGACAAGAAACAUCGCUUGGAGACAAAGAUCAAACGACGUACCCUGAACCCGCGAUGGAAUGAAACGUUCUACUUCGAGGGAUUUCCAAUACAGAAGCUACAGGCCAGGGUUUUACACCUACACGUCUUCGACUACGAUCGCUUCUCACGGGACGACUCCAUUGGCGAGGUCUUCCUUCCUCUUUGUCAGGUUGACUUCAGCGAAAAGCCUUCUUUCUGGAAGGCAUUAAAACCUCCAGCCAAAGACAAGUGUGGUGAGCUGCUGACGUCAUUGUGUUACCAUCCCAGCAACAGCGUCCUAACUCUGACACUGCUUAAAGCUCGUAAUCUCAAGGCGAAGGAUAUCAAUGGAAAAUCUGACCCGUACGUGAAGGUGUGGCUCCAAUUCGGGGACAAGCGUAUAGAGAAACGCAAAACUGCAGUAUUUAAAUGCACACUCAACCCAGUGUUCAACGACUCCUUCUCCUUCAAUGUACCCUGGGAGAAGAUCAGGGAAUGUUCUCUGGACGUCCAGGUUAUGGACUUCGAUAAUAUUGGCAGGAAUGAGUUGAUUGGACGAAUAUUGUUAGCUGGGAAAAACGGUUCUGGAGCGACAGAAACAAAACAUUGGCAGGAUAUGAUCACGAAGCCACGACAAACCAUAGUGCAGUGGCAUCGCUUGAAACCAGAAUAAAUUGUUAAAAAUUUAAAAAAAACGUCAUAAGACUGAACGGUUAAAUAUGAAUUUCACUUCUUGAAUUUCCAAUGUCGGAAUGGAUGUGCCAAAUUUUUAAUAUCCUUUUCUAUAAACUGAGUACAUGAAUUGCUACGCUAUCUAGUUUUUAAUUUUUAGAUAUUGUCGUUUGAAGUUUGCCUUCAAGAUUUUCCUUCAUGAACAAAUUGCUUUAUUUGUAUUAAUGUUUUAUCAAUUUUCAUAAAUAUGUUGCCACAUCCAUUUCAGACAUUAUCUUCAUGAUCAUGACACUAGUGCUGUGCUACGCAAAUAACAGUUCUAUACAAUCACUGCUAGUCUGUGAUUUUCAGGGUUGCUUAAAAAUGGAAUAAUAAAUAUUUUUAGUAUAAUCACGUUAAUCUUAUAAGAUUUUUUUAGAAAAAAGUAUUUAUACUAAAAUAUGAAAAACCGAAUUGUAUCUGUAUAUUUAAAUAACCCUGACUAGCACAAUACUCAAACACUAAUAAUGUAGUAAUAUGUCAAUUCAGUUAUUUGACGCAGAGCACUAAACGUUACAUUGCUAUGACACUAAUCUUGCAGACUUUAGAAAUCCUCAACGAACGCGUCGCAAGUCUUUUACGUGAGAAGGCAUCAUGCCUUGUGGAGUUUUAUAUUUUACGAUAAAUUGGUAUAUAAGUAGAAAUAGUCUGUACAUUGCUUAAAUAUAACUACAAUAACAAAAAAAGCAUCUUUGACUAAGAUUAGUUUUACAUUACUUUGAUUUAUUUGUGUCAGCCCUCAAAGGCGACUAAAUAAAAAAUUAGUAAAAAAUCCAGUUAUUAUUUCUAAAUAUACACUAUAUACGUCUAUUAAUCUUACUCGAAGAGCAAAUCGAUAAAAUAUAAGGCUCCCAUAUUAAUCGACUUAAGUUUAAUUGUUCCAAACUCUAACAAACAUACAAUGACGUGAUGAUAUUACUCCCUGGGCUUGAGACAAAAUUAUUUAUGACUUGCGUAGAUCACCAACAAACUAAUGUAUAUGAAAACAGUCCCGUGACAAAUUGAGAGCGAUUGACAUUUCAAUUUCGCGUUAUUAUGUGGCAGCUGUCAAAAAUGAUUUCAUCACAAGACUUUUGAAAGCUAUCCCAACACUAUUAACUUAAAUCGAUUAAUACCUUACCUUUCAUACUCUUCUCUAAAUUUGACGUUUUAAUAUAAGAGUUGAAUUGAGUCAAUGUUAAAUUAUAAUUAGAAUUGUCUAUUGUUACGGUAGGUAUUGUAAAAUGAAAGUCGAGUUCGUAUCGCACAAAAUGAGUAGUUUUGACGUUUCGUCAUGUUAUGUAGAAACGUCGAUGUCAGUUCCGUUUGACAGUCGGUGUUAUCAGAACUUUUUACAAUAAAUUAAUGGCCCAUGUCUAUUUUAUUAUAAGAAUUUACUGUACUUGAUACAAAAAUAAAUAGUUUAUAUUGAAUUUUAAAUAACUGUUUUAGUGAAACUUCUAAUUUGACUUCCAACAAGGUUGCGUUAAACGUAUAACACUCCUGAGAUGGGGGCUAGAAAGAGACAGAGCGAGAGUGUAUGCUUCCUUUUCAUUUACACGUUACAAAGUUUCACUUCUUCGGCGUAGAGAGUUUCCACGCACAAUUUUUUUCAUGUUUUAGUAUUAAUUAAACAGAAAUAAAUCAGCACUGAUUAUAUUUUGUAUAUCCUCAAUAAAUUAAUACCAAAAUCAUACUUAAAGUUUUGAUAACACAGACAAUUUAUUUAUUCGUUGCAAAUAGUCUUUAGAAAUGUGGUUUAAUAUAGAAAUGUAGAUUUGUAGUAAGUUACCGUAAUGUUAAUUUUUAAUUACAGGAUUUAUAAUUUUAUUAAUACUAUUUGGAAUGUUAAUAUUAAAGUAAUAGUGAGAUUCUUUAUUGUUAAAGUUAUUUUAAUCAUUGAUGUUUGGAUUUUCUAAAGUUUUAUAGUAGUAAACAAUUUAUAUUUUUUUCUAUUUUGACACUUACACGAAUAGAAACUCAAACUUUUUUGUGUCAAAAAUAGAAAAAAAAUAUAAAUUUGCAUUAUUAAUAAUAUAACAAUAUUGUUGUUAUAGUUAGAUUAGUAUUUGUGUAAAAACAAGUUUAAAUCCACUGCAAUUAUGAUAUCUGUAGUGCGUUAUAAUGUUGCCAUAUAAAAUUUUAUAAUAAAUACUUUUUAAAUCGACUUAGUAGCUAAGUAUUUAUUUUUUUUUAUUUUUUUAGAUUGCAGUGGAAAUAAAAUGUGAAUAAUAUUGAGCUUCAAAUAAUAACUAAAUUGUUGACGUCAUUUUCAAUAACUAUCAUAAUCAUGGAUACGAAAUCUCGUUACAUAUAAUAUAUCAGUCAAAGUCUAUAAAAUGUCAUCGCAAGGGCAAGAAAUCAAUUUCCAUACAAACUUGGCAGGAGCGUAAAGUACUUAGACAUCAAAACCUUUUUAUUGAGAUUGGCGAGACCCAGAUGUUAUUGAAAACGACAAAAUGUAGACUUAUUCUAGAUAGUACGGGCCUUAUUGCGUCACCUUCUAGUUAUAUCUCUGUCUAUUACAUAAUUUUAGAUAAAGACAACAUUAGUCGCAAUGACUAGGUUGAAUCUAGAACAGAAAGCAUAUUUGGGAACUAGAUUGGCUCAGGUUCGUAGGGCUGUCCAAUUUACAUUUGACAAUGAAUCGUAAAAGGAUGAAGUUGUCAACAAUUUAUAUUAGUUAAUUACUGUUUUCGUACAGCAUCUGUAUUUUUUGUGUUUAUGAGGAUCUGUAUUUUUGUGAAAAAAGAUGAGCAGCGUGCAACUCUCAACCCUGAGGUAGAUUCGAAACAUGGCUUCGGUUGGAACACAUCAUGAGGAAACCGGUUUGCCUUAGAUCCAAAAAGUCGAUGGCGUGUGUCAGGCACAGGAGACUGAUCAUACUUGCCUGUUAUAUUGACAAAUUAUCAUGAAACAGCUUCAUAAAUCUGAGGCAAAGAUCUAAAAAGUGUUUUGAUGGAUUUAUUUUUUAUUUAAAGAAUAUAAUUUUUUUAUUUUGUUACAAAUGACGAUAAAACAGACAUUUGCAUGACUUAUAAUAUAGGAUUUAUUAUUGUUUUGUUUUACACUAAUUUUACUAUGAUACUCCUAGUCUGUGGCAAUAUUGUGGCAAAUAAAUUACACAUGAACGUCAUUUUGUUUUUGGACAGCCCUAUCGUUUAAAUAAGUAGUACAUACUGAAGUACUAUAUUUUUUACCGUCGGGUUUAUCAUGUUUUGAGAGCUCCUGUAUAGAGAAUGCUUUUGAAUUAUUUUUGCUACGCAUUUUGGGAGAGAUUAUUUUUGUGUAUGUAUGCUAUCGCUUAAAACGGUGUGAAGGGACUUCUUUAAAACAAAUCUUAAUCAUAUUUUAAAUAUAAAUACUUUAAACGUACUAUAUAUAAUUAUUGGUGGCAGGAAAUGGGAACCGAAAUAAAUGUAAAACCAAACAAACUGGUUUGUCGAAUGACAUAUGACACAUGAAAGCACUUAUUUUAACAAAAAAUAAUAAAAAAUGGUAAAAAUUGCAAGACCACUCAAUGAGUCAAACCCAAUGUUCGCAAAGUGGGGCCAAAGCGAAUCUUAAGCUUAAGAACGACACAAGCAAAAAGUAUUUUUAUUUGUUGUUCUGAUUCCGCACACUUUUCCUCAUACAGUGAUUAUAUAAUGCUGUUUUUGCAAAAUUUCAUAAACCCUUAGUAUUAAUUCAGUCAAAUAGUCUCAUAUAAUUGAACAGUGGCUCGUGGAUUUAGCGUACGGUUAUCAUCUCUGAAUAUGUAAUUUUUAUGUGCACAUUUAAUCGUACAGUGAAGGACAAUAUUGUGAAGAAUCCGACCUUAGACUCAAAAAAUCGAUAGUGACGAGGCAGACGGAAUUACGAAACCACUGGUUACUAAUUUCUUCACUUACUAUUUUUUUAAUUACUAAUUAAUACAGAUAAUUAACUGUUCACGGAAGGUAUAAAGCUUGGUUUCCCAAUCUAAAAAACACCUUCGUUUUAAAUAAUAACUUAUUAAAACCUUUUUGCGUUAUAAAGAAGUUGCUUCGCGCCAAAAUAACUUCAUGGGCAUAUCUCGUAUAGAAUUUUUAGUGUAAGUAUAAUUGAAAGGUCAAAAUGAGAGGAAUUAAAUUAAAUGUACAUAUAUAGAUCUUAAACGUCAUUGACAUACUUCCGGAUUCACUACCUCUUUUGUUUAUGCAUAUUAUUUUGAACCAUAGAUUAUGGAUUAUGAUUACCAUAAUUAUUUAUAGUACCUACGUAUCUAUGGAAGAAAUUGCCUCCUGAAGCGCGAUUAGCAUUUACUUGAACCUGAUAGGCGGAUCUCUCGUAGUUAGCUGAUUUGGAAUCCCGUGGAAUACUCAAUGUUGGAAUUGGAUGAGAGGUUAGGUUAUUAUUUUAUAAAUAAAAUUAUAUAUAUAUUAAAAUGAAUAUUUUUGAACUGUUUCUCAUUUGGGCAUAUUUUACCCAGAAGGAAUGGUUGGCAUAAUCAGGACCUGAGUAUACAUUAUUGAUGCAUAAAGUAAUGCUAAAUAAAUAUAUUUCUUUUAAAGCUUUUUGUAGCUUUGGAGAGCCUUGGCACUUGCAGUAAAAUAUUAUUAAAACCAGGCAUAGAAUACUGAAAAUAAUUCUGAUUGAUAUUUAGUUAUGGUAACUGUAGUCGUGUAUUAUAUUUUUAUUCCGAUUUAAACCUAUUUAGUAAAUACAUAUCAUUAAAAUCUCUUUUCUUUAUAACACAUUAUUUUUAUAACAAAUAUUGAAAAUCUCGAUUACUUAUAUACACUUAUUUUUGUAUUCUCAUCGACAUUUUUGCUCUGUACAAAGCAUUUUUGUUAAACUGUCACUCGUGUCAAAUUUCGCGCGCUGUUCGAUACCGCCUUUUGACAUUUGACGCUUUACCAUGAAAAAUCAGCUCAAAAUGUCGUUUGCAUUUGGUGUCUAUUCUGUGCAAUAUCUGUGGUCUCGUUUUAGUUUAAUAUGUAUUGUGAUAAUUUAUAGAAUACUUGGAGACAUAGUUACAACAAAAUUAACUAGUUAAGCUGGUUUAUUGAUUGUUAAGUAUGUAUAACUUUAUUAAUAUGUUGAAUGCUGUGUGUUUAAUAAAUUAUAUUUUAUGAAAGUAGUAUAAAGUACGUUUUCAUUGUCAAGACGCGGUUAAUUAGUUACAGACCAUGACUCGUGACAAGUGCUUGUACUAGUAAUAGUUACAAAAGCACGCUAAUUUUAAAAUGAUUACUAAUAUAAUUAUAGGCGUUUUAAUUCUGGAAACAGUAUUUUAUCUAUAACAUCCCUUUCUUUCGCAUCUGCAGUCACGACUGACUGGCAACAAUUACAAAAAAAGUUGCAUUUUUAAAAAGAGAAUAAAAUAAGUUUUUUUCAACACGCAUAGCCAUUACAAAUAUUAUUUUGAAUAUCUAUGAAGUUAGUGACAAAAGCCAUUAUCACAGAUUAUUAUUCUAAAACGAGUUCGCAACUAAUAUUAAAUGUUAUAUUAGAAGAAUUGUGAUUUUAACACUAUAUUUAAAUUUAUCGUAAGAUCAAUGUUUAGAUAUAGUUGACAAUGUUAAAAGUGUAUUUAUAGACUGUUAAUCGCUUUGAAGAUUUUUUAUGGUCUGUACGCAUUAUA
Molecule: messenger RNA, 7020 nt
Organism: Pieris rapae (cabbage white)
Lineage: Eukaryota; Metazoa; Arthropoda; Insecta; Lepidoptera; Pieridae
Gene: Syt7
Product: synaptotagmin-7
Exons: 12
Coding region: 103-1398 (431 amino acids)
Biological process (GO): cellular response to calcium ion; regulation of calcium ion-dependent exocytosis; vesicle fusion
Cellular component (GO): membrane; axon; synapse
Molecular function (GO): calcium-dependent phospholipid binding; SNARE binding; clathrin binding
Source: RefSeq, a predicted model, not a curated record